GCGACGCAGCUGGUCCGGUCUUCUGGCUGUUGUAGUUGAUAGUCGACAUAUAAACCAUCCAGUGUACGUCCUGGAUGUCAAAUAUUGACAUUAUCAUUAUUUGUCAGGAUGCCUCUGUACGACGUCGAGCAUGUUACGCCCCUGAGCGCAGAUCAACAGCAGUCCCUGGCCCUUGCGAUGACUGCCCUGCAUUCAACCCGGUUCAAUACACCCAGAGCGUUUCUUAACGUGCGAUACACCGAUGUCUCUGGUCAGGUUGUGUUCCGAGGUGGCAAAAGAGCCAAAUAUAAUCGCAUCAUCCUGCGCACUCGGGCGGGUGAACAGCGGAGCAAAGAAAUGUAUGAUGACCAUUGUCGAGACAUCAUUGGAGUGUGGGAGGACACAGUCGGUAAGGAAGGUGAACUGGGUUUGAGGACGGUGUGGGUUAUGGCUGCAUUAACGACCGCCGUAGAGUGUGGCAUUGCCAGACCAAGAGUAGGCGAAGAAGGGAAAUGGUUGGAAGACAACUUGGACAAUUUCAGGAGACUGGCUGCAAAUGGCGACGAAGAAUUUGUGGACCUUGUCCAAGAGCUCGACUCGAGAACAUCGACCCUGGCGCAUGAGAAAUGAGCCUGAUUUCGUCUUUAACCCUAUCUCGUUAGGAUAGCCCAUGAGCAGAGUCAUGGUCAUCCCCAGGCCCCUUAUCAGCUCUUUUCCCCCUCCCUCAGAUACUCGGGCGAAGAACACACACCCCAGUUAGCCUCGCUUCUAUCCAUCAGCGGCCAUUAAAACCCCUGUCCCUUUGGAACUGAAGUGAGGCUCGCCCAGCGAA
Molecule: messenger RNA, 811 nt
Organism: Exophiala viscosa
Lineage: Eukaryota; Fungi; Ascomycota; Eurotiomycetes; Chaetothyriales; Herpotrichiellaceae
Exons: 2
Coding region: 109-609 (166 amino acids)
Source: RefSeq, a predicted model, not a curated record